Molecule: messenger RNA, 3231 nt
Organism: Poeciliopsis prolifica (blackstripe livebearer)
Lineage: Eukaryota; Metazoa; Chordata; Actinopteri; Cyprinodontiformes; Poeciliidae
Product: chemokine-like protein TAFA-2
Exons: 5
Coding region: 281-721 (146 amino acids)
Molecular function (GO): receptor ligand activity
Source: RefSeq, a predicted model, not a curated record
GCCGUUGCUUCCUGUCUAAAGGGUAACUACGGUGUGACUCCUGGGACAGGAGUGGAUCUGAGAGUGCUUCUUUUUUUUCCCGAGCUGACUUUUUGAUUCUUUGUUCUGCAGCAGGCCUGCACUCCCGUGAUUAUUUAUUUACUUGAUUUUAGUUCAUUUUUUUCCAACUUCGAGGGAUAAUACUUCAAAACUGCAGAUUAGUAUUUAAUACAACCUUAUUUUUCUCCUGAUGCAUGCUGUUACGCAGAGAGACUGAUGGGGACUCCUCUGAAGCCUUAUCAUGCACAUAAAUAAGACACAAGGUGCAAGUAAGAUGAAGAUGAUCAAACUGACACAACAAUUACUCUGGGGGUUCAUUUUGCUCUGUACAGUAAACCUCAGCAUCCAGCAAGUGUCCAGUGGCAACCAAAGCUCUCGAGGACAGAGAGGGUCAUCACAGGAGAGGACGGGGACAUGUGAAGUGGUUGCGGCUCAUCGCUGCUGCAAUAAGAAUAAGAUUGAAGAGCGCUCUCAAACAGUCAAGUGUUCUUGCUUCCCCGGACAGGUAGCUGGGACAACAAGGGCACUGCCCUCUUGUGUUGAAGCCUCCAUUGUGCUUCAGAAAUGGUGGUGUAAAAUGGAGCCAUGUCUGCAGGGGGAGGAGUGUCGAGUUCUCCCUGACCUCACUGGUUGGUCAUGCGUCUCUGGGAACAAAGUGAAGACCACGAAGGUGGCACGAUAGCAAGACAGAAGCUUCUGCUAAAGAGUUCAAUCCUCACCUGACCUGCUGCUGUCAACUUUUGCAAUAUUGGACCGCUCACAGACAAAGCAGAGAAAAACAGAUAUUUAAUUAGAUAUCUCUUGGCUGAGCUCAGAACUGCAGAAACUCAUUAUUUAAUUGUAAUUUUUCUUUGAAUAGUUUUGUUUUGUGUUAAUCCCCUAGAGAGAACAAUCCAUUAAACUUGACAAGAGAUUAAGUGAUGUAGUUUUUUUCCCAAUCCAAACCGAGAGCUUCAGCUAAAGUCUUUGUUUUUGUGCUUGAAAUGCCGGGCACAUUGUGAUGCGCUCAAUCAAGGUUUGGCCCGAGCUGCUGGCAGACCCUUAAAAAGAGAUUUUGUGGAUUUUUUUUUUCAGGUGGCAGAAAGUGAACCCAGUCUGUGGCUCGUGACUCGCUGCCGCUUAAAGCAACAGACCACAAACACUGAGAAAUUUAUGAUCACACUGUGUAGCAAUUGUUGUCGGCGCUGUCCCUUACUUUUAGCUUCCUAACGAGGUCAGGUCCCUUUAGACUACUGUAAAGAAGCACUCUGACUCCCUACACAUACACACACAAAUGCACAUGCAUACAAAGGCAGCUUUUUCUUUUUUUUUUUUACCCCACUGGUCACAGGCCACCACCUGCAAGGCUGUGAUGGCAUGCACACAUGCAUGAAGUCCUAACGCAAAACAAGAACUGUUUGAAAUGCUAAUCAUUAGGAGAAAGGAGAGGAGAAAGGAAGAAAAGAGAAGAGGAGCUUCUUCGCUGCAGAGAGUCUUUAGAUCAGGUUUUUUUUUGUUUGGCUCUCUAAACUGAGAGCUCCCAUGGAGGAGACUCUUCUUAUAGUAAUGGUUUGAAACACCGGUGUUUUUCUGCCUCGGAGCGAUUCGUCGCCUCCAAAAGAGCAGAAUGUUUAUUACCACUUAAUCAUCUGUCCUCUUAAUAUGCAUAUUGCACAUUUUCCUCCUGGACUCAUCCUGAUUGACUCUCUUUUAUCUCUUGAGCUCAACCAAACAUUUCGCAUUUUGUCUUUGUGAAAAAAAAUACAUAUCCUCCAUAUAUAUAUAACCAAUCCAUUUUAGACAUAUGAAGAGCACAUGCUGUUCUGGCUGAAGGUACCUGAGUUCUAAGCAGCUUGCUCAAUAUCACAUAGUUAUGCAUUAUAAUUGUUUUCCUCGAGACAAGAUUCUUUACUGAGGCAUCAUAAGAAUCAAGGAUUCCUGCAGGGUUUGGUUUGUAAACAUUCAAAUCAUUACUAUUCAGUGUUUACAGGGAAAGAUGGUAAGACAAAUGAUGUCAUUUUAGGUUAACAACUAAGUAUUUCUGCCUACUCUAAGACAGGGACGUGAUUGAGAGAAGUAUGCCUUUGCACUGGAGAGUUUCUGUCAAAUGUCCCAUAGUGGCUAAACUCAGCUGCAGCUUGAGGCGCUGCUGAUGCAGAUGGGUUAAAACAUGUUUGAACUCCAUUAAAUAAAGUCAGACAUUGGUGCUUUGACGAAAUGUCCUUCUAUGAAGGCUGGUAAGUCAGUGAGUGACUAAGAAAUAAAUAUAGCUUGGAUGUUGUUGCUUGGAGGAGACAACAAAGGACUUCAGCUUAAUACAUUCAGGUUGUGAUAAUGCAGCAAGGUCCACAUACAGUGCUGCAAAAAUGUAUUUACCCACCUAUAUAUUUCUUCUGUUAUGGCUUUUUUGUGAUUCAGGUUUUGGUUUAGGUUGCUCAGAGUGUAAGUGUUAGUAAUUCAUGAGUUUCUUUUUUUCCUCUGAGGAAUGAAAAGGAUGUCACACAGAAAGUAUUUUCUCAUAGCUAAUCUUUAAAACAGGGAAAACAAAACAAUGUGCCAUUCAAGUAAGGAAAAUUUAUGUAAUACCCUACAAGAGUUACGAAUAUGUAAGGCUAAAGCAACAAUUAAGAGCUGUAACAAAUAAGGCUAGACAAGGUCUCAUGUUUAAAUUGGCAAAGUUUAUUUUGAGAAAACUACAAUGAAGAGUGAGUUCCCACUUUGCUGCAGUUCUCAUUCUUUGGUAUUUUUCUCCUCAUCAAAGCUAUGACUGUUUCUCCAUCAGAACAAACUAGUUUAUAAAACCAUACUUGGAAAUAUAUUUUUGUCAGAAACAUGGCAUAGAAAAAGCACUUAUCAAAAAGCACUUCAUACCUACUGUAAGGUACGGUGGAGGUUCUAUAAUUCGGUGAGCUUGUUUCUCUUUCAAAGGCUCUUGCAACCUUGUCAGAGUUCCUGGCAAACCUGAGAAUUAUGAAUAAACUGUGGAAAUUCUUAACAGCAGAAGUAUCAACAAAUAUGUUAGACAUAAUUCCAUGAGGCAUAGGAAUUACAUUACAUUGGCAUAAAGCCAAUGUAAAUGUUUAAUCAGAGGGAUAUUUAUACACUGUCAUGUCUGUUCUUAGAAUAAUAUGUUGUUACUUUUAUUGAGUAUAUGUUGUUUGUGUGAACAUGUUCUUGUUAUCAAGAAUUCCCUUUUUGCAAUAAAAGCUUGGA